Penicillium subrubescens is the source of this 336-nucleotide messenger RNA. RefSeq lists its product as uncharacterized. The record is from RefSeq and is a predicted model, not a curated record. Lineage: Eukaryota; Fungi; Ascomycota; Eurotiomycetes; Eurotiales; Aspergillaceae. The coding region runs from base 1 to 336 and encodes 111 amino acids. The transcript has a single exon.
AUGCUCUGCUGCGCCCUUCAAAGCAGUUCGACCAUCAAUGCAAGCACCCGGGGCAUUCACGUUAGCCCCGAGAUCGAUAAGUUUGCGAGCAAUCCCGAUGAAACCUUGAAUGGCGGCCAACUGCAAUGCUGUAGCCCCGGCCUCGAAGGCCGCUUCUUGAUUAACAUCGGCUCCGGCUUGGAGAAGGGAAUCAACAAGCUGAAGAUUUCCUUUUUCGACUGCAAGCUGCAGGGCUGUUCUUCCACUGUAGGAGGUCGCUGGGCUGUUGAUAUUUGCACCAGCUUCCAGGAGAAGCACCACAAGGUCAAGCCGUUCUUUUUGAACGGCAAUAUUUAA